AUGAGUUGCCAAGCGUUCAGUUCAUCUGACACCUUUGUACCCUUGAAUUCUGACUCUUCUCCCUCUCUGCCUCUGAUAAUGCAUCACAGCGCCGCAGAGUGCCUGCAGGUCUCUAACCAUGCCACCAAUGUUGUGUCUACAGUCCCAUCUGUUUUGUCUUUGAUCCAAAUUUGUAUAUGCUUUUGUAUCCACUUUGCCAUGACAACGCUGGGACACACGUUGGCAGGACUUCAUUACUCUGUGCCCUCAUGUCAUUAUGGAAAUCAAACAUCUACCUAUGGGGUGAUGGCAGGCAUCAAGCCUGCAACUCCAGAGAUGCUCUCAGCAAGCCUCUCCCAGACUCGCAUCUUACAGACAUGCAGCAUGCCCCAUCCCAAUGUAGUAAACAGUGUCAGCACCUUGCAAAGUAGUCUGACCCCUUGCCUUUAUAAAUUCCCGGAGCAUGCCCUGAGUGCCAGUUCCUGUGCCCUGGGCCACGGCUUCACACCCAUGCACCAGUCCCUCCUCACAGAUGACCCCACCACCACAGACUUCAAGCAGGAGUUCCGCAGAAAAAGCAAGUCUGUCGAAGACCCCAUCGACAUGGACUCCCCUGAAAUCAGAGAACUGGAGAAAUUUGCUAAUGAAUUUAAGCUGAGGAGAAUUAAGCUGGGUUAUACACAAACUAAUGUUGGAGAAGCACUGGCCGCUGUGCAUGGCUCUGAAUUCAGCCAAACGACUAUUUGCCGGUUUGAAAACUUGCAGCUGAGUUUCAAGAACGCAUGCAAACUGAAAUCAAUACUGUCCAAGUGGCUGGAGGAAGCAGAACAAGUAGGAGCUUUAUACAAUGAAAAGGUUGGAGUAAAUGAACGGAAGAGGAAGCGCAGAACCACCAUAAGUAUCGCUGCCAAAGAAGCCCUAGAAAGACACUUUGGAGAACAAAGUAAGCCUUCUUCUCAGGAAAUUAUGAGGAUGGCUGAGGGGCUCAAUCUUGAGAAAGAAGUUGUGAGAGUUUGGUUUUGCAACAGAAGACAAAGGGAAAAGAGAGUGAAGACAAGUUUACAUCAGAACGCCUUUAGUUCUAUUAUCAAGGAGCAUCACGAAUGCCGGUAA
Molecule: messenger RNA, 1092 nt
Organism: Acanthisitta chloris (rifleman)
Lineage: Eukaryota; Metazoa; Chordata; Aves; Passeriformes; Acanthisittidae
Gene: POU1F1
Product: POU class 1 homeobox 1
Exons: 7
Coding region: 1-1092 (363 amino acids)
Biological process (GO): regulation of transcription by RNA polymerase II
Molecular function (GO): DNA-binding transcription factor activity, RNA polymerase II-specific; RNA polymerase II cis-regulatory region sequence-specific DNA binding
Source: RefSeq, a predicted model, not a curated record